Molecule: messenger RNA, 1630 nt
Organism: Pistacia vera
Lineage: Eukaryota; Viridiplantae; Streptophyta; Magnoliopsida; Sapindales; Anacardiaceae
Product: casein kinase II subunit alpha-2-like
Biological process (GO): protein phosphorylation
Cellular component (GO): protein kinase CK2 complex; cytosol; nucleus
Molecular function (GO): protein serine/threonine kinase activity; ATP binding
Source: RefSeq, a predicted model, not a curated record
GUAAAAUUAAGAUUUAAGAGAGAGUAAUAACAAACAAACAAGUAAUGAUUGAGCUGGUAUUUGUUAGAACGAUAUGAACCGUCAACAACAGUAACACCAAAGGUCAAAACUCGUGAACCUCUCUGUGAUUAUUUCAUUAGAGAAUAGGCAUGUCAAGAGCUCGUGUCUACGCAGAAGUCAACGUUCACCGUCCGAGAGAUUACUGGGAUUACGAGUCUCUCGCCGUUCAAUGGGGUGAUCAAGAUGACUAUGAGGUUGUUCGAAAAGUUGGAAGGGGAAAAUACAGCGAGGUUUUUGAAGGUAUAAAUGUCACCAACAAUGAAAAAUGCGUUAUUAAGAUCCUCAAACCCGUCAAGAAAAAGAAGAUAAAAAGGGAGAUAAAAAUACUGCAAAAUCUUUGUGGAGGUCCAAAUAUUGUGAAGCUGCUUGACAUUGUCCGAGAUCAGCACUCAAAGACUCCUAGUUUGAUUUUUGAAUAUGUGAACUAUCCCGUGAAUAGUACAGAUUUUAAAAUUCUGUACCCCACAUUGGCAGCUAACGACAUUCGCUACUAUAUAUACGAGCUUCUCAAGGCACUAGAUUACUGCCAUUCUCAAGGCAUAAUGCAUAGAGAUGUCAAGCCACACAAUGUGAUGAUUGACCAUGAGCAACGAAAGCUUCGCUUGAUUGAUUGGGGUCUUGCAGAAUUCUACCAUCCUGGCAAAGAAUACAAUGUUCGAGUAGCUUCAAGGUACUUUAAGGGGCCUGAGCUUCUUGUUGAUUUGCAAGACUAUGAUUAUUCAUUGGAUAUGUGGAGCCUCGGCUGUAUGUUUGCAGGAAUGAUUUUUCGGAAGGAACCAUUCUUUUAUGGUCAUGACAAUCAUGAUCAACUUGUCAAAAUUGCAAAGGUUCUUGGAACUGAUGAAUUAAAUGCAUAUUUGAACAAAUAUCAUUUAGAGCUUGAUCCUCAGCUUGAAGCUAUAGUUGGAAGGCACAGCAGGAAGCCAUGGUCCAGAUUUAUGAAUGCUGAUAAUCAGCAUCUAGUUUCCCCAGAGGCCAUCGAUUUUCUAGACAAGCUUCUUCGCUAUGAUCACCAGGACAGGCUUACAGCCAGGGAGGCAAUGGCUCAUCCUUACUUCUACCAAGUGAGAAAUGCAGAAAAUAACAGAAUGCGCAGUUAGUAACUCGUCUUCUUUGACAGUCCCAACUUGGACCUCCUUUGGGUGAAUGUGGUAUAUGUCUCCUCCCUACUUGAUCAGUCAUAGUUUACUCUAUUGCUAGCAUUCGUUAUUUUUUCUUGUCUUCUGGCAUGUUCCAAUUCUCCAUCUUUCUGGAGGCACGUUGUACUCUAAAACUCAUAAUUCUGCUUUUUCUUUUUUUAGUUUACCAGUUAUAACAUCAUUUAUCUGUGCUGUAAAUGUCCUAUUGGAUUACCAUUUCUGUCCGUAUGUUAAGCUGGUCUAAAUGUAAGUCUCCUCAGGGUUAAAAAGUGCAGUUCGACCAUAUGCAAUGGUUUUUUUUUUUUUUUUUGUUGUCUCCUAGAUAUAUGAGGUAUUCAAACCCACAUUUGAGCCUAUCUAAUUCUCAGAGCACAGACAUGUGCGCAAUAACUUUUUAAUGCUGAGUGAAAAUUAUCCAUCUGCUUGCAAGA